AUGAGCCGUGAUGUGGCCAUCCAAGCCUCAGCCAAAUUGUCUGGGGACUGGAGUGCCCCAGAGUAUACCAAGUCCCUGACCAAGGAAGUCCUCCAAGAGCUGCUGCCCCGCUUCCCCAAAUUGGACCCCCUGGUUCGCAUGCGGUUGCUCCUCUCCGUCAUGUCGCUUCCUGCAGAGGCCCGAGCCGGCAUGCAACAGGAACUUGAGGCCCUGUCAGCGGCUGUAAAGGUGGACAAGGAGGAGUGGGUGGGGGUCAUUGGGAAAGCAGUAGGCAGCUUUGAUGGCCAUCUGGACUUGGACGCAGUUGUCAGGAAGUCAUCCGCUGUGAGGGAGACGCUGAAAGACCUGCGAUCAAGGGCAGACAGUGGGAAGACUGCCGGCAUGCGGCCUCUAGAGAUCAUACAGAGUAUAUGCAGGGAGGGAGUGGCGACUGCAUCGGCGGCUCUGGCGCAGCCGGCAGCCAACGCAGAAGCCGCUGCGAGCCUGGCAAACGCUGCAGCGGUCCACGCAGCUGCCAUGUCAGCCCCAAGCCCGCCGCCGGUUGAACAUGCUGGCCCCUCCCACAGACACUCCUCCGACGCAGCCUCACAGUCUCUGGGGAAGCGCUCUGGCGGGUUGGGGGACAUGUUCCGCUCUACAAGGCCUGUGCAUGUCAACAGGCCAGCAGCGGGGUCUGCAGCAUCAGCAGGGGGAGUCGAAAGAAAAGGGAUGCAGCGCACAGCCAAGGCCAAGCUCAUCGAUGUGAACGAGGUCAUUGCACUCCAACAGCACAAUCAGCCGCAGGCCCCCAGCGCUUCACAACCUUCUGAGUCUGGAGAUCGCGGUGCAGCUGCCGCUGCGAACGGCGGGACAGUGCAUGCCCAGGAUCCUGACGACGAGCUGGAAGAGGGUGAAGUGGCCGAGGAAGGCGAAUUGCCCAUGCCGGCUGCCAAUCCCACAAAACGGCACCGCCUGAACGGGCCCCCAAAGGUGGCGCAGCAGCCCUACAGGGAUAGAGGGCCGUACAGCCCGCCGCCGCGAUUCUCACCGCAGCGCUAUGCAGACGACCACCUCAGCCCUGGACGCAGCAGGCAGUAUGGGGAGCAUGCACACCAGCGCGGAAUGUAUGACAGCUACAAUGGGGGCCCUUAUGAGCGCUCAGGCUCAUGGCAGGAUUUUGAUGCACCGCAGCAGGACCCUUCUGGCGGCAUGUCAAAUCACCGAAAGCGGCAUAGCAUUGAUCAGCAACUAGGGUAUCUGACGACACUGGCGGAGAGCAUCGCUUAUUAUGUCGUCAGUGGUGGUGUCAAUUUCGCCGCGAUCCUUAUUGCGACGGCAUUGUUCCCCAUGUUUUACACGGCCGGCAUCGCCAUCAAAAUCGCAGAUCUGAAGGGUCGUGACAACAGGUUGGCUGGACCUGGGAAACCUGAUAUUCAGUAUCCACGUUUCCUACCGCUCGGGGGUAAAAGCCAGAUCAUUUUCAACAAUGUCCUUGAGGAGGUGCUGUCUUGGGUGUAUGGUAAAUAUGACCUUGACGGCGGCUGCAACGAGCCGACAAUCAACUCCUUGAAGCUCCUAUUCACGGAGUUUCCAUGUCGACUCAUACGGAGCUGCCACUUGUUGAACAAGUGGCUGUCAUACCUGGUCUUUGGCAGUCUGGUCUUUGGCAGUCAGGAGGAAGGGGUGCCUCAAUAUGAGGGUUACAUCCAGGGCAUUGACUUCAGCAUUGACAGGGCGACAUUGGCAGCCUUUCCAAGCACAAAGGGAGCAACUUCAAAGGAGAAUGCCCUGGUCCUGGCCAUUGCAUCACAGCUUUCCUACAACCGCAUCUACCUUAUCAGAGACAUUGUGAACAGGAACUGGACAGAUGUAACCUUCAAGGGGGGAUGGGAAUUUGACUAUGUCAGCCUGAAGCCAAAAGACGAUGUGAAAUAUGAGCAGAAGAACUCCGACAUCUCAGCAGUCCUGCUGCAAGUGGGUGGCCCGGGAGAGGGGCGAGCUCUCAUCCUGGCCUUCCGUGGGACCGAGCCCCUGAAAAAUGUCAAUUGGGCAGUGGAUUUCCAGACAGAGCCGCCGCCAGAGGAUGAGGAGUGGAAGUAUGGGGUCUACCACAUGGGCUUCAGGACUGCCCUUGGACUGGGCCCUAAUCUGGCGUCUGACAGAACCAGCAAAGUCAAGUACCUUUCUUGCAAUGCAGAGAAUGGACAGUAUAAGCGAGAGAAGGCAAACUCCUCACCCUUCCUUGUCAUGAAAGCCGCCAUCGAUGCAAUUUUGGCCAAGGAACCAAAGAUGAAGCUGUACGUCACAGGCCACAGCCUGGGCGCUGCUCUGGCCAGCAUCUUUGCAGCUGCACUGGUGGUUCCCCCAGACACAAAGGCGGUCUAUGACUUGGACCCCAAGCCGGUCUUUGGCGCCCUCUGCACCUUUGGACAGCCAAGGGUGGGCAAUGCAAAGUACACCAUCAACCUGGAGAGUGCCCUGAGCAAAGACCGCACGGAUCGCCGGUACAUGCGGGUGGUCAACACGGAUGACAUCGUGUGCCGCAUGCCGCCGCCGCAAGUGUCUCCCCCGCCCUGGUAUGCAGACGCGCCGUUCUGGCAGCACCCGGGCCACCUGGUCUUCCUGCCAGCAGUGCCAGCGCGCUUCAAGCCGAUGCGCGCCGCUGCGAUGCAGAACGGGUCUGCGUCCGCCCCCACCAAGACGCCGACAGAGACAGAGGAGGACGCGCCUGAGAACCAGCCGGGCGCGCGCGAGCGCAACCCUUCGGUCGUGGAGCUGUUGGAGCAGCCCACCAUCUAUCGCGGCAGCAGCCUCUGGCACGCCAUCAAGAAGGCCCUGUGGGCGACUCUGGACCUCAUCAGGGGCGGGGCCGGCAUCAACAAACCCAGCACGCUCACCUUCAAUCCGGCACCCAGCCUGCUGCGCGUGCUGACACUGUGGCUGGUGGUAGUCACUGUGCUGCCACUGGGCUUGCUGCUGCUGCCGACUCCGCUGUUCCCUGUGGGAGUUGCGCUAAUUCUGAUUGGGCUGCUGUGGGGCGGGUUGACUCAGGGCGUCAGCGACCAUGCUCUUGACGGCUACAUCCGCGCGAUCGUGGCCUCCAACAAAAAGAACUGGACGGUGUAA
This is a messenger RNA of Coccomyxa subellipsoidea C-169, 3105 nucleotides long. RefSeq lists its product as hypothetical. Gene Ontology annotation, biological process: lipid metabolic process. The record is from RefSeq and is a predicted model, not a curated record. Gene Ontology annotation, molecular function: triacylglycerol lipase activity. The coding region runs from base 1 to 3105 and encodes 1034 amino acids. Lineage: Eukaryota; Viridiplantae; Chlorophyta; Trebouxiophyceae; Coccomyxaceae. The transcript has 21 exons.